This is a messenger RNA of Clonostachys byssicola, 1098 nucleotides long. The record is from the annotation of a GenBank genome assembly. Lineage: Eukaryota; Fungi; Ascomycota; Sordariomycetes; Hypocreales; Bionectriaceae.
AUGAAGGAUUUCGGCUUGCUUUCAACCGAAAAGAUGGUUUUCGCAUCAAAGCUGGACUAUUACUUCCUGAUCUUCAUGUGUCCCUGCCUUGGCCUCAUCAAGACGAGUUUCUUGUUCCUUUACAAACGAAUUUUCACUUCAGAGUACGGCAGCGCUUGGAACCAUACUUUCAACGCGGCCAUUGCCUUCACACUUCUCUGGACCGUCGCAUUUUUCGGAGCUCACAUCUUUGAAUGUGGUACUCACUUCUACGCAAUCUGGGGCGACGCAGAGUCCUACCUGGAAUAUUGCACCCGGAUUCCUCACCUGGUGUUCGCCUUCUGCCUCACGGACCUCCUCACAAAUCUCAUCAUCGCGCUCGUCCCCAUUCCACUGAUCUGGGGAUCAGAACUGAAAUUGGGGAAGAAAAUCGCCACCGCCGGGGUCUUUGCCCUGGGUAUAGUGAGCAUUGCUGCCUCAAUCGUCCGACUCCGUAUGUCCGUCGAGGCCGCUGGCUUCUCCCUCAACGGCAGCAAGUCCCAGGAUCUCCCCACCAUGUCCAACGGCACCAGCCAGGCGGGCGACGAAGUUUUCCUGACAAUCGCCCUGCACCUCUACUGGGCCAUCGUUGAGUGCGGCAUCGGCAUCGUGGCCGCCUCCCUCCCGGCGCUGGCAUUCUUCAUGCACCCCCUCUCACUGCUCUUCACGGGCCAGUACAUGUACGCCCACCACAGCGCCUUCGUCUCCAACGCGGACUCCGCCGGCGGCAGGACCCCCAUGGCCGGCACCUCUCGGUGCACCACGGCCAGGUCCGGCGAGAAGCGCUUCGACGGCCUCGAGGGGCACUGGCGGAGCGGAUCCUCGGGCAGCGACGACACCGCCGUCAACCUGGACAAGGACAUCGAGGCCGGAAUGUGCGAGAAGUGGAUCGGCGUCCAGCUGGAUAAGUUCAUGGAGGCCAACGAGGGUGCCCACCGCAUCGACCGCCCGUUCACACCUACUGAGCGGCGGCCGAGCACUGCCCGCACCCACGUAGGUAGCGAGGAGUUUCCGGACCACCCCCCGGAGGCUCACAUAGCCAGGAGAGAGAGCAAGUUUCAGGAAAUCUGGUGGAAAUAA